CCGAGCUGGCUUGGGAAGAGAAGCAGCACCAUGGCUGGCAAGAAAGUCUGCAUUGUAGGCUCCGGCAACUGGGGCUCAGCCAUUGCCAAGAUCGUGGGUGGCAAUGCAGCUCAGCUGGCACACUUUGACCCACGGGUGACCAUGUGGGUGUUUGAGGAAGACAUCGGGGGCAGGAAGCUGACAGAGAUCAUCAACACGCAGCAUGAGAAUGUUAAAUACCUGCCAGGGCACAAGCUGCCCCCCAAUGUGGUGGCUGUCCCAGAUGUGGUCCAGGCUGCAGCAGAUGCUGACAUCUUGAUCUUUGUGGUGCCCCAUCAGUUCAUCGGCAAGAUCUGUGACCAGCUCAAGGGCCACCUGAAGGCAAACACCAUUGGCAUAUCUCUUAUUAAGGGGAUAGACGAGGGCCCCAGUGGGCUGAAGCUCAUCUCUGAAGUGAUUGGGGAGCGCCUUGGCAUCCCCAUGAGUGUGCUGAUGGGGGCCAACAUUGCCAGCGAGGUGGCUGAUGACAAGUUCUGUGAGACGACCAUUGGCUGCAAGGACCCAGCCCAGGGAAAGCUUCUGAAAGAGCUGAUGCAGACGCCCAAUUUCCGGAUCACUGUGGUGCAAGAGGUGGACACAGUAGAGAUCUGUGGAGCUUUAAAGAAUAUAGUGGCUGUGGGCGCUGGCUUCUGCGAUGGGCUGGGCUUUGGUGACAACACCAAGGCGGCGGUGAUCCGACUGGGGCUCAUGGAGAUGAUUGCCUUCGCCAAGCUCUUCUGCAGCGGCCCUGUGUCCUCGGCCACCUUCUUGGAGAGCUGUGGUGUUGCUGACCUCAUCACUACCUGCUACGGAGGGCGGAACCGCAAGGUGGCUGAAGCCUUUGCUCGGACAGGAAAGUCCAUUGAGCAGCUGGAGAAAGAAAUGCUGAAUGGGCAGAAGCUGCAGGGGCCCCAAACAGCCCGGGAGCUACACAGCAUCCUCCAGCACAAGGGCUUGGUGGACAAGUUCCCUCUGUUCACGGCUGUGUACAAGGUGUGCUAUGAGAGCCAGCCGGUGGGUGAAUUCAUCCACUGCCUGCAGGAUCAUCCAGAACACCUUUGAACAAGGCUGGGCCCAGGCCAGGCUGCUACUUUACCCCAGUGAGGACGGGUAGAAGCUUGGAGCACCUGGCCACCAGGAUCUCCAGCACUCCCCAUGGAGCAGCCUUUUCUCAGCUUUUCACUGAGCUCUGGGGCUCAGCUACUCACCUCGAGAUCCUGAAACCCCAAGAAGCCUGCAGCCUCUUGACACCACAUCCCACCAGAAAUGGAGUACCCUGUCCCUCCCCAGAUGUGGGGCUUUCUCACUGUCCUCUGAGAAAGACAGAAUCAAGCCCCAUUGCUGCCUGCUUGGGGAGCGUGUGCAUGGAGGAGUGCAAGGGGAGAAGGAAGGGCCAAGACUGCCAAUUGCUGCCUCACACAGACCAGGAAUCCUGUCUUCAAGCCCAGUUAAGUGGCUAAAGAAGUACCUCAGCCACAGGAGGGAUGAGGCAAGGGCUGCCAAGGAGAGAUCUGGGCUUUUGAGCUUACAUAGGCCCCAGGGACCCCUUGGCUUUGACCUCUGCCAGGCCCAACACAGCAUAAAUGGAUCUCAGUGUUUGUUAACAAAAUACAAAGAUCUCAAACAACCCCCUUCUAGCUUCUCCUAGCAACAUCUGCGUUCUCAGAAACUUCUGAUCAUCCCCUUUCCCCCUCCCCCAGGCUGCGCUGGCACCACAGUUGCUGCCACACUGGCAUCUCUGUCCCCAGGGCUUGUCACUCUCCCCAGAGACUUUCUGGUUCCUAGUUCUUUGCCAGCUCCUCCCCACUCUGUGUGACCUUUCCAACCAAGCCUUCCCUCCCCCUCCCCCUCAGCACCCUCUUUGGGGGGCAGGAACUUAAUCUGCUGACAGAGCUAUACCUUUGCAUAGCAGGCUUGGAUGGCUCAGCUCCCUGUGACCUUUGUAUUUGCCCUGCCUCCCUUGGUGGUGCUCCAGUGGGGGAGGUGUCAGCAGUGCCUCUCCUGCUGCUGUCUCUCUGGAGGACAUCCCUGACUCCACCCCUCUUCUCCUCCCAAAUCCUGUACCUCUUUCUCAGCUGCCCCCAGAGCAGCUGAGACAGCUAACCAGGAUCUGACAUCUGGAGGCCACAAGUGAGAGGGAGCAGCCCAAAGACGGUGCAGGGACUGGGAGGGAAGGGUGAGCAGGUUCCCAGGUGGGUGGCUCCUGAUAUUCCAAGGCCAGAUCUCCUUGGUUGAAUGAGGGCCUUUUCAUGGGAUAUUGACCACAUUGGUGCCCAAGGAGCUGGGAAACUCAAGGAGGAGGAGGGAGAAAAUAAAACCACCUGACCUCUUGGGUUGAGGAAGGAAAACCAGGAAGGGGAGAAGGGAGAGGAGUGUGCUCUGCACUGGCCUUCCUCCAGGAUAGGGUGGCAACAAGGGAAUGUCACAGGUCAGCAGCCUGGGCCCCUGGCUAUAGUCCUUCAGGGCCCAGAGGCAUCUGCCACAGCCAGCAGAGAGUCUCAGCUUCCUGUGUGGCAACACCUGGCACACUGUGGCCCUGGCCAGGAUUACGUUAACCCUUACUCCGUACCAGACCAGGGAGGCAGGCUCCUCCCAGCCCCUAGCCUGAGUUCAGUCUUACCAGUGAAGGGCAGUCGGGAGAGUGAAGGGCACAGUCACCCCAGGUCUAGCUGGGCCCAGGUUGGGCACUGAAACUAGAGAUGCCCCUCCAGGAGGUCAAAGUAAGGCCAGAAAGACUAGCUCCUUCUCCUUGGCUGGGAACUUUCUAGUUACUCAAACACCUUCGCCUGCGUUUGUUCACUCCACAGUUAACUGUGAAUAGAGGCCUUCGAGUCGGGCCUACUUGUCCACCCAAUAAAACGUGUUUUUUCC
Molecule: messenger RNA, 2889 nt
Organism: Loxodonta africana (African savanna elephant)
Lineage: Eukaryota; Metazoa; Chordata; Mammalia; Proboscidea; Elephantidae
Gene: GPD1
Product: glycerol-3-phosphate dehydrogenase 1
Exons: 8
Coding region: 31-1080 (349 amino acids)
Biological process (GO): carbohydrate metabolic process; glycerol-3-phosphate catabolic process
Cellular component (GO): cytosol; glycerol-3-phosphate dehydrogenase (FAD) complex
Molecular function (GO): NAD binding; glycerol-3-phosphate dehydrogenase [NAD(P)+] activity; protein homodimerization activity
Source: RefSeq, a predicted model, not a curated record